This is a messenger RNA of Cucurbitaria berberidis CBS 394.84, 465 nucleotides long. RefSeq lists its product as uncharacterized. The coding region runs from base 1 to 465 and encodes 154 amino acids. NCBI's taxonomy places the organism in Eukaryota, Fungi, Ascomycota, Dothideomycetes, Pleosporales, Cucurbitariaceae. The record is from RefSeq and is a predicted model, not a curated record. The transcript has a single exon.
AUGUUCAUGCCCGUCAUCGCCGUGCCGGUCGCCUUGAUACCGCUUGUUGAUGUCUCUCUUAAGCCACUCGCGCUUGCCAUCGGCAUGACCGAGCCAUCGGACAUUGUCAUGCCAUCAGACAUUGUCAUGCCAUCAGACAUUGUCAUGCCAUCAGACAUUGUCAUGCCAUCAGACAUUGUCAUGCCACUUGCCAUUGACAUCGAGGCCACAACAGCCUGCAUAGCGGAGUUUAGUUUAGAAGCUUCGGAAGAAAGUGCAGCAGCGUUGGUCGGAGAAUUAUUCCAUGCCAUGGUUACAGUGGUGGCGUCGGCAGUCUUGUUGUUCCAUGCCAUUGUUACUGCAGGUGCGGACGGGGUGGCCACGGGUACCAUAGACAUUGUUGGCGCUGAGGUGACGGAGGAUAUCGCCACUGCGAGGGGUGUAAGGGCCAUGAGGGCGGUGGUGAAGGUUUUGGGGUGCAUUUAG